This is a messenger RNA of Culex pipiens pallens (northern house mosquito), 2074 nucleotides long. It is a transcript of the gene ZnT41F, whose product is annotated as zinc transporter 2. Gene Ontology annotation, biological process: response to zinc ion; zinc ion transmembrane transport. The record is from RefSeq and is a predicted model, not a curated record. The coding region runs from base 334 to 1926 and encodes 530 amino acids. Gene Ontology annotation, molecular function: zinc ion transmembrane transporter activity. Lineage: Eukaryota; Metazoa; Arthropoda; Insecta; Diptera; Culicidae. The transcript has 6 exons. Gene Ontology annotation, cellular component: plasma membrane.
GCAAGUUAGUAUCGUUUGUACGCCGGUCGGGUUCGGUUCGAGUUUCGGAGAGAGAACGUUGAUUCCAGCUUUGGAAACGGCAAAGUGGUGUGCGUUUUGUUGUGAGGUGGUUUUUGCUGCCUUCCAUACCAAAUUGUAGAUCAAAGUGAUAAUUUCGUAUAAAAACAAGUCGGCAGUUGAUAAAAACGGGGCAAAAUCUCAAUUUGGUUUGAAGUUUGCGGUUGAAAUCGAACUAAAAUGGUCUCUUGAAGACCCGGUGGAGAGAGGUGGUUGAAAGAAAGUAUUUCCGGCCAAAACGAAAGCGCACGAUUAAGGCCAGACCAGCCCCCCAAAAUGCCAGUAUAUUUGGAAGUCAGCACAAACUGUGACGAUGAGCAGUACGACAGUGCUGGAAGUCACGGCGUCGGGGCCAACAGCCAGCAGAACCUGCUGUCACUCCAGAGUAUUGCCAGUCUCUCAAAUCCCAACUGCUUGUUCGAGCGCAACUCCAAGAACAACGAACCCUAUGGAAAGGCUGAGAAACGAAAGCUCCUGUGGGCGAUCGCGUUCACGCUGGUUUUUAUGGUGGCGGAAUUCCUCGGUGGUUACCUGUCCGGCAGUUUGGCCAUCAUGACAGACGCGGCCCACUUGCUGUCCGACUGCAUCAGCUUCCUGAUCGCGGUCAUAUCAAUUUGGAUCUCAAACAAAAAACCGGACGGACGGAUGUCGUUCGGGUAUCGUAGAAUAGAGGUCAUCGGUGCCAUGCUGUCCAUCUUCGGCAUCUGGGCGCUUACCGCGGUGCUGGUGCUAAUGUCCGUCCAGCGGAUAAUCGCCGAAGACUUCGAGAUCGAUGCCGACACCAUGAUCAUCGUGGCGGUGCUUGGAGUUGUGAUGAACAUAGCAACGGCCUUCAUCCUGCACGGCUCGUGCAGUGUGAUUUCGCCCAUGCAUCACGGCCAUUCCCAUGGGCAUUCGCACGGACAUUCCCAUGGACACUCGCAGUCCCAGACGAAACUGGUGGUCAGCGCAGAACCUGCGACUCCGAGGUCCCGAUCUCGAUCUCGGUCACACUCGCCGUGCAAGAAAAAAUCCCACCCAAAGUUGGACAAACUGAAGAUUUGUGACGAGAAGAAGUGCCAGCACAUGGAGCAGCUGACCAUCCCGAAUCUUCCGCCCAGCCCGAGCGUGAGUCCGCACAGUUCACAGCCCAACAGCAGGCACAACUCGUUCGCCAACUCGGCGACCAUCCGACGUCCGACGAUGGAGAACAUCCUGAACCUUGCGAGGAGCAAACUGAACGUCGAAGCGAUUCGCCAUCGGAUGAGCAUCGACGCGGGGCCAAACUCGCCCGAUCUGAUUCCGUCCAGCAAGUUUCUGUACAACAAAAUAUCCAUGCUGGACAACGACUCCACGCUGGGCCAGAGUCGGCGAGAAAGUGGAGAUUCUGCGUCGGAUGAGGAGCAUCAGGACCACCACAACCAUCACCACGAGGAAGGUGAAAAUCUCAACGUUCGAGCAGCCAUCAUCCACGUGAUCGGGGACUUUAUCCAGAGUGUGGGCGUCCUGCUGGCUGCCAUCGUGAUCAAGUUCGCUCCCAACCUGAAAAUCUUCGACCCGAUCUGCACCUUCCUGUUCUCGGUGAUUGUGCUCAUUACGACGGUGCGAAUAUUCCGCGACUCGAUGCGCAUCCUGCUGGACGCGGUGCCGUCGAGUGUGUCCCUCGACAAGCUGUCCACCGAGCUGGGCUGCAUCGCGGGCGUCAAGGCCGUGCACGAUCUGAACGUGUGGAGCGUGUCGAUGGGGCUGAAUGUGAUGACGGUGCAUUUGAUGGUUGAUCCCAUCGCAAAUACGGCGGAAAUUCUAGUCGCUGCCAAUACGAUCGCCCGCAGUGGGUUCAACAUCAGCAAGUGUACAGUGCAAAUAGAGAAGAUAAGUUUUUGUAGUUAAGGAUUACUAGGCCCUCAGUCUAGGGCAGGCGUGUUUGUGUGUAAAUAUUAAAGGAUAAGUUUAAAUCAGUGCUAAGUAGUCAAAUUAGUAAUAAUAACUAAAUGAAUUUUCAAUAAAAUACAAAUGAUGAAAUGAUACGAAGCCUCAA